Molecule: messenger RNA, 1341 nt
Organism: Cadophora gregata
Lineage: Eukaryota; Fungi; Ascomycota; Leotiomycetes; Helotiales; Ploettnerulaceae
Exons: 4
Coding region: 403-1002 (199 amino acids)
Biological process (GO): copper ion transmembrane transport; intracellular copper ion homeostasis
Cellular component (GO): plasma membrane
Molecular function (GO): copper ion transmembrane transporter activity
Source: RefSeq, a predicted model, not a curated record
CUCGCGCAAACUCUCUCAAGGCGUCGACGUCCAGGCUCUUCAUGCGCUGGAUAGACGCAGCGUGCCCCAAACAGAUCCCCGGGCUUGGAAAUCUUGGGCAAAACCGAUGGUAAGGCUAGCUUGCGAGAUUACUUGUACCGCUCCUCCUUUGAUAUCCCACUCAUAUCUUCUCACUGCUUUCCAAUACUGCAUCACGUCCCCAGUCACUUUCCUUUAUUAAACGCGCCUGCUGUCCCUCUGUGCAGUACUGCCAAGCUUCAUCGACAGUACACCCUCCCCAUCUGCUGCGACCUAGUCUGAGUGUCUCUGCGAGUCACUACAUUAAUUGGCACACCCAGUGUAUCCCUCCAGACUAUCCACUGUACCUCUAUCUUCCACUCAAAUUCUCCCUCCACCACCAAGAUGUCUCCCAAUCCCCAUGGCGCAGAAGCAGAGAUGGAUAUGGGCGGAAUGGACAUGGGUACAUCGAGCUCCGCUAGCAGCAGCUCAAUGUCAAUGUCCAUGAUGUCCAUGACAUUCUUUUCCAGCACCACAACACCUCUGUACUCGACAAUGUGGAUGCCAAACAGCCCCGGCGCCUAUGCUGGAACAUGCAUCUUCCUAGUGAUCCUGGCAACCGUCUUCCGUUCGUUGUUGGCAGUCAGAGCAUGGAAGGAAAGGGCAUGGCUAGAUGCAGAGUUCAACAGACGAUAUGUUACCGUUGCUGGGAAGCUCCCGAAAUCCGAGAGGAUAUCGCAAGAUUCAGAUAGCAAGCGUAUGGUCUUGUCGGAGAAUGGUGUCGAGGAGGAUGUAAUGGUUGUGGGGAAGCGAGGCAUGGCUGUGCGUCCGUGGAGGAUUACCACCGACCCUGUACGCGCCGUAAUGGAUACUGUGAUUGUUGGAGUUGGCUAUCUUCUCAUGUUGGCGAUCAUGACCAUGAAUGUUGGAUACUUCGCGUCAGUUCUCGGAGGGACGUUCCUGGGUAGUCUCGCACUGGGAAGAUACGUCACGAACGAGCACUAGGGGCCGCAGAAAUAAUGAUCAUGAAGAAUGAACAGGGCGUUUGGUUACUGAAGCGGGUACUACUGGUUGGGAAAACCGUCUUUACAGACUGGUGGCUUACAUAUCGAAUUUAAUGAUAAGCCCAUCUUGACCCACAUGGUAGCCAAUGGGACUACCAUGGUAGGCCCUUUGGGGUCAAGUGAAGCACGAUAUCCCUACAUGAUCUACGUCUAGUGCGGAUUCAAACUGGCUAUCUUCAUCCGAAGUCUUCAAAGAAACAGGAGCUCAUGCCUCCUCAUUCACAUUCUUUCCAACAUGUAUCUAGGCUCUCAUGAGUAAGGUUCUAUGAAGCGCUCACGA